Molecule: messenger RNA, 2369 nt
Organism: Ciona intestinalis (vase tunicate)
Lineage: Eukaryota; Metazoa; Chordata; Ascidiacea; Phlebobranchia; Cionidae
Product: vang-like protein 2
Biological process (GO): multicellular organism development
Cellular component (GO): membrane
Source: RefSeq, a predicted model, not a curated record
GUGAAAUUUGUAAGAAACAGGCUUUUUUAGGUUGACUGUAUUUUUCCUGAUUUUAACCACUGGGAAAUAGUUUGGAUUGGUAUAAACAAUUGGAAGUAGCUGAAAAUACACAUGGACACGGACAAAUUACAAGACAAUGAUUCAGAGUAUUCUCUGGCAACAAACAGAUCGGAGCGGUCACGACAUGGUCACAAGCGACACAGGUCACAUGAGCGGGGAAGUCGUCGCCAUAGAAACCGAGGUAGUGGAAACGAGCUUGAUGAUGAUUAUGAAGGUGAGAAAACAGUCACAAUUAGAACCCCACCUAUGGAUGGGAGACACGACAGCAGAGCAACUGAAGGAACCAUCUCUGUUAACAUACCUGAGGAUGAUAACUGGGGCGAGACCAACACCUUUAUAUCAGGAACCACAGACGUCACGCAACUCAGUCAUGAAUCGCUUGCAAAACUGACCAAGGAUAUUGAAGCUUCAAUUGGUUUUCGAGACUGUGGUUAUGUUGGGACCAUUAUAUUUGCCCUUAUUUCCUACCUUUCCCCGAUAGCAUUUGUGGUGAUGCCGAAAUUUUUGUGGGACAACUCAUCUCCUCUUUCAGCGUGCGGCACCUCAUGUAAAGGUACCCUCAUCAGUAUGUCAUUCAAACUCCUCAUACUCCUUGUAGCAUCAUGGGCAAUAUUUUUCCGACGCCAGAGAACCAGCAUGCCAAAAGUGUUUAUGUUCAGGUCUCUGAUCAUGGUAUUUGUUCUUCUAAUCACACUCACGUACUGGCUGUUUUAUGGCAUCUGGAUUUUGGAGCAAAAGGAAAAAGACUUUCAGUCGAUAAUCGAGUUCUCAGACAGCAUGACGAACUGCCUCUUAUUCGUGCAUUAUCUCUCGCUUGUUUUACUCGAACUACGUCACUUACAAACCACCUUCGUGCUCGAAGUUAUUCGAACCACCGAUGGCGAACGACGGUUCUACAACAUUGGAGACUUGAGCAUCCAGCGUUGUUCAGUGUGGGUGUUGGAGAAAUAUUAUUGCGACUUUCCCGUGUAUAAUCCAGCCCUGAUGCGUAUACCUUCUCGUAGCGCACGUAUGAAGCAUAUCAACAAUACAUUUAAAGUGUAUGACGUCGAUGGCAAACCGGGCAAUGACACACAAGGACAAAAUCGUGCGAUUCUUGCAGCGGUUGCUAGGCGACGAGAUGCAGGACAUAAUGAAAGAUAUUAUGAGGAAGCAGAAUAUGAGAGAAGAGUAAGGAAGAGACGAGCAAGGUUGGUCGCCGCCACCGAAGACGCUUUCACUCACAUUCGAAAAGCAAGCGAGCAUGAAAUUAACACGAAGGGCAAGUCGUCCAACUCUGUCAUGGAGUGCGACGCCGCCUCUGAGGCCAUAUUCCCCGCGUUGGCUAGAUCGUUGCAGAAGUACCUUCGCACCACACGUCAACACCAACAUUACCAGGUAGAAGAUAUCCAUAAACAUCUUGCUUUCUGUAUCAAGAACGAAAUGACUCCAAAAGCUUUCCUACAAAGAUACAUCAAUCCCGGCUCUUACUUGACCUAUGAUCCACGUCACGACUCUAGUCAAUGGGACUUAGUAAGCGACGAACCUCUUGUUAAUAUGCUUAAGGACGGCACAGUGUUUCGACUUAACCAGCCCGAGUAUUCCCUCGUCGUUACCGUGCGCAAAUCUCCACGAAUUGGUUUGCAGGAGGUUUUCAUUGAUCCCGAUUCUUACCGUUAUGUAAUGCACAUGCAGAGCGAGACGUCGGUGUGACGUCAUCAUUUCAUGACGUCAUCCGACCGUAAGAUCGCCUGCUUCGCUCCGCCACGAUCGGUACACCCCCGACACAAAGUGUAAUAUAUUUAACGUGAGCGAUAGCAGGGCCCAGCUACCCGAGUGUCGAGUACUCGGUUCCCACUAUAGUGUGGCGUCUACGAAGCCCACUUUUAUUGGAUCCGCAUUGAGGCAAAGCCAAAUUUACCAAAUUCGUUACUCCUAUCAACCAAGUGCCAGCUCUUUUGUUUUUUAAAAGUUCUUUCUCAUCCCGGUCGUAUAUUACGACCAUUUUAUCUGCUACGGAACGCAUGAUGCUGCAGAAGGAUUGUGUCCAAGUCAAAACGUGAGGAGAGUGCAAUCUGCCUAAUCAUAACGGACCAAAGCGACGAUGCCUUCUGCAAUUUCCAUAGUUUUUCUAUCACUGGUACCCUGCGUUCUGGAAUGGAAUGUUUUCUUAGAUCAUUUAUUAUCAAACUUCGAGAAUUUUCUUCGCAGAAGUCACCAAGGCAACCGCAUAGUCGUGUUGCCACACUGUCUAACAUGUUUAAGAAAAUAACGAUCGUUUAAAUAAAAUCUGCUGUAUUUGCGCGUACUUCACGAACGUGUCAGCUAAA